UAAUCUAACUGAUAACAAUAUCGAACAGUUUAUUGCUGGUAAAGUCUGGCGACUAAAGCUUAGCAAAUACCUUGAUGCUAGUGACUUUUCAGAGUUUAAAAAAUCUCAAUCUUCGCUCAAGUCUCUCGAAAAUUUUAUCACAGAAAGUUUGAAGAUCCAUGUCGAAUAUCUGAUUGCAAUCCGUAACCAAGAAAAACCAUCUUAUAGUGAAGAUGUCUUGGCAAAAAUUAAGAAGCCUGAUCAACUCACUCUUCAUCUAAACAUUCCAUCAGCAAGUCGACGAAAUUACGUAAAUGAAUUGGAUCUUAAUCAAAUGAGCAUAGAAUCUUCGGACAACGAAUAA
Molecule: messenger RNA, 343 nt
Organism: Racocetra fulgida
Lineage: Eukaryota; Fungi; Glomeromycota; Glomeromycetes; Diversisporales; Gigasporaceae
Source: the annotation of a GenBank genome assembly